This is a messenger RNA of Pocillopora verrucosa, 831 nucleotides long. The record is from RefSeq and is a predicted model, not a curated record. Lineage: Eukaryota; Metazoa; Cnidaria; Anthozoa; Scleractinia; Pocilloporidae.
GUCAAUUAUUUUCUUGGGAAAGAACUUUAUUGGAGUUGAAUUUAUUGCAAGUAGUCUUCAGGCAUGUAGAAUUAACAAAUGACAUCAUUUGGAGAAUAGAGGGAUUCAGAGGAUGACAGUUUAACAGCUAUGGCAGAAAGCAACCUCCCAACAACGGGAGAAGAACUGGAGGUGAAAAAUGAGUUUCCAGCCACAGUUUCAGCAACAGAGAAAAGUCAAGUUACGUCAAGUGACGCUGAAUUGGAUGUAUACGAUGACCCUUUAAGAGGGAUAGCAAAAGAAUGUCUGGAGAAAGGUAACAAAGAAUACAGACAAGGAGAAGCUAAUAACGCGAUAAUCUCCUACACGGAAGGACUUCAAGUGAACUGCAGAGAUAAAAGUCUGAACGCCAAGCUUUACAGCAACAGGGCAGCAGCUCAUUUCCGUUUAGCAAACUACGUGGAAUGUGUCGAUGAUGCAACAGUUGCUGUUCAAUUGGAACCCACUUUAAUCCAAGCUAUUGAGAAAGGAGCCAGAGCUUGUGUCGAACUUUCCUGGGAUAAAGAAGCAAGGAGCUGGUUGCAUAUGGGAUUGACAAUUGAAAACAAUAACGAACGUCUGCUUCAAUUACUAAGGAAAUCGAAUGCCGAACUAAAAGUCAAAGCACACACUUAUGCCAGUCUCGGAUGUGCUUAUUGUCAUGUUGGGCAGUUUCACACAGCAAUCAAGUAUCAUCAACAGGAUCUAGAAAUUGCUGAAGAAGUGGGAGACAAGAAAUAUCCAAAGAACUGGGAGACAAGACUGGAGAGGCGUGCUCACUCUGUUCUCUUGGAAGCAGUUUUGAGUGCCUAG